AAUCACAGCCUUCCUUUCUCAUUUGUUGCCCACCCACGACCAAAGAACCAUCCCCUUUCUCCCAUCUCCUUUCUCCAGAGGCUCACCCACGACGAAACAAUUACGUAGCUCAGGUCACGUAACAGAGCUCAAGCAUUAAGGAGAAAUAAGUUCUAUAGCACGUAAGAGAUUUGCCCGUCACUUUUGGGUGUUCGCCGCAAGUGACUUGCAGGCCUUUCUUCUCAUCAUUGGAGGGUUUGACUGAGAAGAGGUUGUAAUGGCUACGGCUACAUACCCACCACCACCACCAUACUACAGACUUUACAGAGAUUACUUACAGAACCCAAAAUCAGCUCCUGAGCCUCCCCCGCAUAUUGAAGGGACAUACAUUUGUUUCGGUGGCAACUACACGACUGAUGAUGUGCUUCCGAGCUUGGAAGAGCAGGGAGUGCGCCAGCUAUACCCAAAAGGACCAAAUAUUGAUUUUAAGAAGGAACUGAGGUCACUUAACAGAGAAUUGCAGCUGCAUAUUUUGGAGCUCGCAGAUGUUCUUGUUGAGAGACCAUCACAAUAUGCGAGGAGAGUGGAGGAAAUAUCCCUUAUAUUUAAGAACAUACACCACCUUCUCAAUUCGUUGCGUCCCCAUCAGGCUCGAGCGACAUUAAUUCACAUUCUAGAACUCCAAAUACAACGCCGCAAACAAGCUGUCGAGGAUAUAAAGAGGAGAAGAGAGGAGGCCCAGAAACUUCUCAAGGAAUCCCUUGCAACCUUGGACGGACACUAGUGCAUGAUUUAGAUGGCUUUUGUUGAAACCCGAACUGCCCGUGUUUUUGUUUACUUAGCGAAUCUUCAGUUGUUCGAGACUCCUGGAUAUUUCUGUCCUAUUCUACUUCUUUUCAUUCGUUCCACUUUUGAUUAUAUUGGAAGUAUGCCAACCGAGCGGUUGCUGUAUUUUUAACGACUUCACACGGCUCACUGCCUGGGGUGGGGGGGUACCUACUAAGAUCCCAGUACAAAGAUUUACGAAGAAAGUGCUAAACGAGAAUCUAAAAUCUAUCAUUGCAGAGAAUGAAACAUGCUGUCAUGCUGAGGCUUUCACACAACCUGUGGCCUGUGAGUGUUAACAAGUGCUCAAGUACUCCAUACUUGUUCCAAAAAAAAAAAAAAAGGAACUUAUGGUAUAGCAGGUAUUAUUUUUAAACAAUCCCAUAAUU
Messenger RNA from Juglans microcarpa x Juglans regia, 1193 nucleotides. Its product is annotated as mediator of RNA polymerase II transcription subunit 7a. Gene Ontology annotation, molecular function: transcription coregulator activity. Lineage: Eukaryota; Viridiplantae; Streptophyta; Magnoliopsida; Fagales; Juglandaceae. The transcript is spliced from 7 exons. Bases 257 to 763 code for a protein of 168 amino acids. The record is from RefSeq and is a predicted model, not a curated record. Gene Ontology annotation, cellular component: mediator complex; core mediator complex. Gene Ontology annotation, biological process: regulation of transcription by RNA polymerase II.